UUAAUAAUUGGGGAUCCCAAACCCCAACCCCAACCCCUGUCCAACCCAAAUCAAUCCCCUCCGACCAGCCGCCGACGGCAAUGGGGGCGCCGCGCGCCGGCGACCUGGUGACCACGCAGGUCAGCCUGGGCGGUUUCGACGCCGCCGUCCGGGCGCGCGACCUCGCCGACUUCCUCGAGCUGGAGGCGGGCCCCGUCUGGCGCUGCCGCGUCAAGACCAACACCUACCCGCAGGACGCCGACCCCGACUUCCUCCUCCCCGCCGCCGCCGCCCUCGCCCCCGGCCAGGCGCAGCAGCGGCUCGUACCCGUCCCGCCGCACGCCUUCGUCCACUUCGCGCGCCCGGAGGCGGCCCGCCGCGCCGCCGACGCCGCCGGCCGCUGCGAGCUCAUCCUCUCCGGGAAGCCGCUCCGCGCCGCCUCCGCGCCCGACAGCGCGCUCCGGGCCUCCCGCCGCCGCGGCGUCGCGCCCUUCCGCUUCCCCGGGGCCCGCCUCGAGGUCGGGGACCUCCCCGCCCCCGACGCCUUCCUCGCCGCCUGGCGCUGCCCCGCCGCCGGGGGGCUCGAGUUCGCCGUCGACCCGUUCGACGGCUCCUGCCGCCUCGUCUUCGCCCGCGACACCGCAUUCGCCUUCAAGGAACUCCGCGAGGCCGCCGUCGUCAUGCGCUGCGACGUCAAGCUCGAGUUCCCCGUCCGCGACGUCGCCGAGGUCAGGGUGUUCAAGCUCGACUGCUCGCUGCUGCUCCGGCUCUCCGCCGUGCCGCUCGUCUACUACCGCACUGCGGACGACGACAUCCAUGACUCCGUGCCGUUCGACCUGCUCGACGACGACGACCCGUGGAUCCGGACCACCGACAUCACCCCCAGCGGCGCCAUCGGGCGCUGCCGCGUGUACAGGAUCGCGUUCCCGGCGCGCUUCUGGUCCAAGAUGGAGCGCGCGCUGGCCUACAUGAGGGAGAGGAGGGUGACCAUCGUGGAGUGCGGCGGUGGGUGGGGGCCCAGGAGGGGGCUCACCGUGCGCGACGAGCCCGAGUUCGGGGAGCGGAUGCAGGACCUCUUCUUCUGCGUGCAGCACGCCCAGGGGCUCAAGUUCCCGGUGCUCUUCCUGGUGAAUGCGCUGGUGCACAAGGGAGUCGUCAGCCAGCACCAGCUCACGCCUGAAUUCUACGGUCUGCUCCAGAGGAGGGAGGAUGAUGUCAAUGUGGCUGCCCUCAAGGAAUUCUGGGGGAUCAAGUUUCCCGUGUUUGAUGCGUGUCGUCGGCUCAAGAAUCUGCAGGACAGGGUUGCCAGAAACCCCAAGCUCCUUCACAGUAAGAUUGGGGAUGACCAUUCAGAGGUGAGGAGGCUGGUGAUCACGCCCACCACGGCGUAUUGCCUGCCGCCGCAAGUGGAGCGCUCUAAUCGUGUCGUUCGGCAUUAUCGUGAUGCCGCGGACAGGUUCCUGAGGGUAACUUUUAUGGAUGAGGGUAUGCAGCAACUCAACAGCAAUGUGCUGAAUUUCUCUGCUGCUCAGAUCGUCAAGGAUUUGAUGUCCAACUCGUUCCUGCAGCAUAAGACAACUGUGUACAAGCGUGUUAAGACAUUUUUGACAGAGGGUUUCCACAUGUGUGGCAGGAAGUACUCGUUUCUUGCAUUCUCAUCGAAUCAGCUGAGGGACAGAUCUGCCUGGUUCUUUGCAGAGGACAGAACGGACAGAACGAGAACAGUGGAAAGCAUUAGGAAAUGGAUGGGGCGCUUCACAAGCAAGAACGUGGCAAAGCAUACUGCUCGGAUGGGGCAGUGCUUCUCGUCGACCUAUGCAACGGUGGUGAUGCACCCACAUGAGGUCAAUGAGUGUCUUGAGGAUGUUGAACGUAAUGGGUACGUUUUCUCUGAUGGAAUCGGCAAGAUUACCCAGGAACUCGCACUGGAAGUCGCUAAGAAGCUGCAACUGACAGAUAAUCCCCCGUCUGCUUACCAGAUCAGGUAUGCAGGCUUCAAGGGUGUUAUAGCUGUCUGGGAAGGAGAAAAUGAUGGGAUACAGCUUUCACUGAGGCCAAGCAUGCACAAGUUUGAGUCUCCCCACACCGUGUUAGAGGUGGUCUCAUGGACAAAGUUUCAGCCAGGAUUCUUAAACCGUCAGAUCAUUACAUUACUGUCCUCCUUGAAUGUCCCGGAUGCUAUCUUUUCGCAAAUGCAGAAAGACAUGCUGUCUAAUCUCAACAAUAUUUUGACGGAUACUGAUGUUGCUUUUGACGUCGUAACCACCUCUUGUGCUGAUGAAGGAAACACCGCAGCACUGAUGUUGAGUGCUGGCAUUUUACCUGGAACUGAGCCGCACCUGAAAGCAUUGCUGUUGGCUAUAAGGUCCACACAGCUACUGGGUCUGUUGGAAAAAUCAAGGAUUUUUGUUCCCAAGGGAAGGUGGUUGAUGGGAUGCCUUGAUGAACUUGGGAUCCUUGAGCAAGGGCAGUGCUUUAUUCGGGCCUCAUCUCCAGUACUCAAUAAUUCUCUGGUGAAGCAUGGACCAAGAUUUUCCUCAGCAAACAACAAUGCAGAGACCAUUGUAGGUACUGUUGUAAUGGCAAAGAACCCGUGCCUUCAUCCAGGGGAUGUCCGGAUCCUUGAAGCCAUUGAUGUGCCUGCUUUGCAUCACCUUGUUGAUUGCUUGGUCUUUCCCAAGAAUGGUGAGAGGCCACACGCCAAUGAAGCAUCUGGGAGUGAUCUUGAUGGGGAUCUAUACUUUGUGACAUGGGAUGAAAAACUUAUCCCACCGGGCAAAAAAAGCUGGAACCCUAUGGACUACUCCCCAGCCGAAGCAAAACAGCUACCGCGCCAAGUAACCCAAUCUGACAUCGUUGAUUUCUUUCUGAAGAACAUGGUCAAUGAGAAACUGGGUCCGAUAAGCAAUGCUCAUGUUGUUCAUGCCGAUAUGAGCGAGUAUGGAGCAAUGGACGAGAAGUGCAUUCAGUUGGCAGAACUAGCAGCAUUUGCUGUUGACUUCCCCAAGACGGGCAAAAUCGUGUCGAUGCCGCCAGCACUUAGACCAAAACUGUACCCCGACUUCAUGGGAAAGGAUGAUGCCAUUUCCUACAAAUCAGAGAAGAUCCUCGGAAGGCUGUAUCGUUCCAUCCAAGAAGCCUCCAGCAGCGAUCUGGUCCCCGAAGAAACCUGCACGCUGAACGACCUGCCUUACGACACGGACAUGGAGGUCCCCGGCGCGGCGGAUUUCCUGUCGAGCGCGUGGCAGUGCAAGUGCUCGUACGAGGCGCAGCUGGACGCGCUGCUCAAGCAGUACGGCGUGCGCACGGAGGCGGAGCUGGUGACAGAGCACAUAUGGUCGCUCCCCAAGUACAACAGCAGGAAGCAGGGGGACAUAAAGGAGAGGCUGAAGAACGCCUACUCCGCCCUGCGCAAGGAGUACCGGGCCAUCUUCGAGAGCGUGGAGGCACCGGGCCAGGCCAAGGCUGUCACCUUGGACGACGACGAGAGGAACCGGGUGUAUGAGAUGAAGGCCUCGGCAUGGUACCAGGUGACCUACCACCCCAAAUGGGUUGAGCGAUCAAGGGAGGCGCUGUUGGAGCCCGACCGCGAGGAGGACACGCCGGCGAGGCUUAGCUUCGCAUGGAUCCCCGUGGAGCACCUGGCGCGGAUCAAGUUACGGUGCCGUGGGGGAGUGAAGGUGAACCGCCGGAGGCCCGUCGAGAGGCUCGCCGCCUACAUGUCUGGGAGCCUGUGAUGAUGCUCUUGGUGUGAAUCAGACCCCUGCAGUACGUACGUACUGAAGCAAGACCACUCUGCCCUUUGGCCAUGCCGGCCGUGUCAUGUGAUGUUGUUAUCUGGGUUAAUGUAUCCCAAGCCGAACUUGUUUGAACCCUCUUGGUAAUUAGGUACCAUAAAACUGCUCCCUGACCCUGCUAAAACUGUUGCUGAUGAGCCCUAUGUGUGUGUGUGUGUGUGUGUGUGUGAGAGAGAGAGAGAGAGGGGGGCCUGCAGCAGUGGUAUCUGAAUGAAUUUCUCGACUGUUUUGGAGUAUGUUGCAGUUUUCUGCUGGAAAAUGGUCAAAACUGAACCAAGGAACAUGGGGUAUCCACUGUUGAAGUA
Hordeum vulgare subsp. vulgare (domesticated barley) is the source of this 4081-nucleotide messenger RNA. RefSeq names its product probable RNA-dependent RNA polymerase SHL2. The coding region runs from base 81 to 3716 and encodes 1211 amino acids. Gene Ontology annotation, biological process: siRNA processing. The record is from RefSeq and is a predicted model, not a curated record. Gene Ontology annotation, molecular function: RNA-directed RNA polymerase activity. NCBI's taxonomy places the organism in Eukaryota, Viridiplantae, Streptophyta, Magnoliopsida, Poales, Poaceae. The transcript has 2 exons. Gene Ontology annotation, cellular component: nuclear RNA-directed RNA polymerase complex.